Molecule: messenger RNA, 1578 nt
Organism: Osmia lignaria (orchard mason bee)
Lineage: Eukaryota; Metazoa; Arthropoda; Insecta; Hymenoptera; Megachilidae
Gene: vib
Product: phosphatidylinositol transfer protein vib
Biological process (GO): phospholipid transport
Cellular component (GO): cytoplasm
Molecular function (GO): phosphatidylcholine intramembrane carrier activity; phosphatidylcholine binding; phosphatidylinositol binding
Source: RefSeq, a predicted model, not a curated record
GCGCAAGUAUAUGUGCUUUUUGGUAGUUGUGCGGCUGUCUGGUGUCUCUCAGUGAUUCAAGUGUGUGCCAGUCGGUUGAGAAGUCGGCGCCGUUGUAUGCGUAUGACUGCGGGUUGAGAUAACACGAGUGAAUUUGCUAAAGCAAGGGUUGUUCUGUGUGGUCGCACUGAAAUUACUACAGCCCAUGUGCUCUGCUCGUUAAAAUGCUUAUCAAAGAAUUCCGUGUCACUUUGCCUCUUACAGUUGAAGAGUAUCAAGUGGCUCAGCUGUACUCUGUAGCAGAAGCCAGUAAAAAUAAUACUGGCGGUGGAGAGGGUAUAGAAGUGCUAAAAAAUGAGCCAUUCACAGAUUAUCCUUUGCUUGGUGGAAAAUAUUCUUCAGGUCAAUACACGUACAAGAUUUAUCAUUUAGCUAGUAAAGUGCCUGCUUUUAUCCGUAUUAUGCUGCCAAAGAACUCCUUGGAAAUUCAUGAAGAAGCUUGGAAUGCUUAUCCUUAUUGCAAAACUGUUAUAACCAAUCCUGGAUACAUGAAGGAAAAUUUUGUAAUUAUGAUAGAAUCAUUUCACAUCGAUGAUGUUGGAAAUCAACAUAAUGUUCAUGAAUUACCUCCUGAUAAGUUAAAAAUGAGAGAAGUGGUACAUAUAGAUAUUGCGAAUGAUCCAAUUGCAAGUGCUGAUUAUAAAGAGGAUGAGGAUCCAACAAAAUUUAAAUCUGUAAAAACAAACCGGGGUCCGCUUGUCGGUAAAGAAUGGAAGAAUAAUGUUCAACCUGUGAUGACAUGCUAUAAAUUAGUCACUUGUGAAUUUAAAUGGUUUGGUCUACAAAACCGUGUCGAAAGUUUUAUUCAGAAAGCAGAAAGGCGUCUUUUUACCAAUUUUCAUAGGCAAGUGUUUUGUUGGAUAGACCGUUGGUACGGUUUGAGUAUGGAAGAUAUUAGAGCAAUUGAAGAAAGUACGAAAGAAGAAUUGGAUAGGCAAAGACAUCAAGGAGAAGUAAGGGGUAUGCGAGCUGAUGAUUGAGGCUUUGACAGCUUCUGUUAUGAAUGGUUAAAUUAAUUUCCUUAUACAUCUUAAAUAAAUUCACAUACGUUUUGUCAUAGGCGAUCCUGCAGGAUCGGGACAAUUUCCAGAACUUAAGUGUCUAGAUUCAGUGUCUAUUACAAUUACUUACAAUUUUAAUUUAUUUACAUUUACAAACGUUUUAGAUAAAUAUAUCUACAGUCAAAGAUUAUAAUAUAGCCAAUAAUGAGAGAAAGAACUGAUAAGUCAGUUUAAUCUAUAUGAUGUAAAAAUAUAUAAAAAAAAGAGUACAGUUCGAUAAAAAUCAAUAUAGGUGGAAAAAGAUGUAACUGUUAUUUAACACCAUAGUAGUUCGAUAUUAAAAUUUAUGAAUAAGCUGUUCAGAAUGCUUACUAUAUAUAAACAAGAAUACUUAACACAGAAAUCGCGAGUCUGAUAAUAAACCUAUAGCUUGAUUUUAGACUUAUUGGUUUUUACUUUGAGAAAGGGAACAUCAUGGUAUGAUCUACAAUUCUUUAAGCCCAGUUAUACAAUGUACAAUAACCCCCAAAAAAAAAAA